UCUGCUGUUGCUCGACAGCCCGCAUCCCGACUCUGGAAUCCUAUCAACUACGUGCCCCGCACAACACCAGUCGCCAUCCCACGUCCACAACAACAACCGUCUGAUGAACAUCUUCCGAUUGAAGCCCAUCGCGACGCUUACCCCCUGCUGACGAUCCCAGAGCAACGUCGCAGCAGACAGAAUCCCAGCCCAAGCAGCUUGGCCGUGGAACGCAGUAUUUGCGAGAGCGAGAGUGGACGGACGAGCAUUGGCUUGCCCCCUGGACACAGAAGGAGCGGAAACUGGGAAGAAACUGUCAGGGAAGAGAUGACAGCGCAGACCAGUGCCAACAGGCAAGAGAACGACCUUCCAGGGCGACCAGAACCACUGCACCUGAGACAGGAUGGAGGGAGAGGUCCCGAAGAUGUCAGAGUCGCGCAGCCUCGCCAUGUCCAGUCACAAGUCUCCCUGCGGUCACAGACGUUCGCGUCUCUACCGUCUCCUACAGGGAACCAUACUUCAGGCGGUGGUACGACCGGAGAAGGAGAUCCAGGAGAGGAACUGGCGUGGGGUCCAGCACAUCCUUGCUUUCCACAUCUGAAUCCUCACGUACCAAUUGCUUCGGAUGAAUAUCUCGCGACACGAAUCAUCCGCAUACGACGGGACUGGAUGGUGAAGGGUGACUUGGCCCCGACAUUUUCCAACCUGUAUCCGGAGAUCCUCGAUCCUUUGCUGUCAGAACAGGAGUUUCGCAGCGUCAUUUCCAAGGUCAAUUCGGAGCUCAUCAAAGCUUUCGAUCCCUACAACCUCCGCAAUUGGUUCGACGGCGCGAUGGGUCUCCUGACAGGCUGGGUGUGGGAUGAUUUAGGAGCUACUGGUAUUAAAAGCCAUCUGCGGCACCUCGAGGAUUGGCUGGAGAACUGGAACCGGGAAGUGGGUGCGAAAGAAGGCGUACGAAUAUGGCCCCUUCGAAGGACGGCAUAUAUGUCGUUGGACAUCCAAAUUCCGGAUCCGAAGGUUGGUAUUGUCACUGAUGCGCCCUCGUUGUCCGGGACCAGAACCAGCAGCGGGUUAGGGCCUGUCGACCCCCAUGCCAGGUAG
Molecule: messenger RNA, 1080 nt
Organism: Paecilomyces variotii
Lineage: Eukaryota; Fungi; Ascomycota; Eurotiomycetes; Eurotiales; Thermoascaceae
Product: Golgin subfamily A member 7/ERF4 family-domain-containing protein
Exons: 1
Biological process (GO): protein targeting to membrane; peptidyl-L-cysteine S-palmitoylation
Cellular component (GO): extrinsic component of endoplasmic reticulum membrane; endoplasmic reticulum palmitoyltransferase complex
Source: RefSeq, a predicted model, not a curated record